AAUAACUGAUUUUAAAAACUUAAAAAAAACAUUCAUAUAUUUUAAAAAUAUAUAUCUAAAUAUAAGAUGCUGAGUAUGGCUAAAACUAAUCUACAGAUCAUACUAGAUAGUUUCAGUGUCGAUGUAUUGAAUAGGUUGUGCAGCUAGUGCUACAUAUGAUAAAUCAGUGUCUUGGUUUUGUUUUGAAUAGACGUUUCUUUUUAAAAUUUCUUCAUUUGACGUAAAAUUAUAACAAACCUUGUUACAAAUUUUGACAGGUUUCAAUAAGUAAAUGUGCUAGUUCAGUGUGAUAUUAUUUUGGUUCCACCGACAUUUAAUUCUAACCAAACUUUUAACAAAAACAUCAAUAGAUUUGACAUAUACGUUUUUACUGCUUUUAGUUUAUUUCUAAAUAUUGUUUACAUGACAUAAAAAAUAGUUUAAAGGUAUGUAAUUGGUAACUAAACGAUUGUAUAUUUGAUACAUGCUAUCUACUUACUUUAGGAAUAUAUUUAUAAAAGUGAAAAAAACGAUAUAAUUUAGGUAAACAAAACGCACUCAAAAAAUCUACUGUCACUUUAAUUGUCACUGAACUAGCGCAUUUCUGGGUUUAGUUUUUAUUAAAAACAAUUGUGAAAACAUUCGUUCAGCUGACGCCGAGGAAUGCGGUAAAGAAAAAACAUAAGUUGUAACAAUUAUUAAAUUUGGAAACUGAAAAUCGUUAUUGCCAUCUUUUUGGCAUAACAAAAGAGACCAAAAGGUCUCUAAGUCAUCUAAAUGUGUUUCCAUUUCUUUUAAGUCAGGGAUGCUUUUCCAUUCCUAAUUAAGCUCUUCAAUAUUUACUUUGUCUUUUAAAACAGGAAAGCAAUUAAGAAGUUUAGUCAAGCUAGGAAUGUUGUCAGAGUACGCAAUUUUUGGCCCUAAAACGUUUAAAUUUUCUAAUAAUGUGUUCUCAAAAGGAAAACGAUUUUUAAUUUGAGUACACAGCUCUGUAUAAAAUGCCAAGCAUUUAUGUUUAAAACUUUGUAUAUCAUUUUCCGUUAAAAUAUCUUUAUUUUUUUCUAUAUAUUUUUCAACGUACGCCCCAAAAUACAUAGACGAAGGGUCUAUCUGAAUUGUUUUGUUUUUCGGGUCAAUGUCAUUUAAAGGAGCACAAUCAACUACACUUAUGAUGCUCUGAAAGAGAGUCGUUAUCUUUGGUUUUUCUUACUGAAAAAUUAGGUUCAUUUUAUUAAUCAAAUCUAAAACAAAAUUUAAAAAAUAAAAGUAUAAUUUGUACAUUCCACUGUUUAGUGAAUUUAAAAUAGUUUCGCAAGACUGUAACUUGUCUACUAAUACAGCACCUUGAAAAUAUAAUAUUAAUGGCGCCCAAUUGUCCAGUAUUUUUUAGCCACGAUUCCAAGAGAAAGCCAACGAGUUUGACUUGGACGUAACAUUUUGUUUGGUUUGAUUUGCAAAAAAGAUUGAAACUGUUCUCUUUGAAUCUCUUGGGGCGUUACUAAAAUAAUUGUUAAUUUCUCUGGCAAAGUGCUCUAUUGAUUUGGGUAGCUGAGGCACAGAGGUGAAAAGAGUGGCAAGUAUAACCAAGGACAAAUAAGUGUGGGACUAGUUCUUUUAAACGAUCUUGUACGCCAACGUACUUUUGCGAAGAAAAUAACAGAAAUUAGGUUUCUUGGAAGUAUAAAGGCAAAUUGACCUAAUAUGUAAAUGUAGUAGAUUGUAGUAGAAAUAUUAAAAAUGUAGCAAAUACUAAAAAAGUGUUAGAACCAUUAAAUUGUAGUAAAUCUACUACAAUUGUAGUGACUCUGUCAACACUUUUGGGAGACAAUUAUUGCUUUGGAGGAAGCCUAUACCUAAAGUUGAACGACAUAAACAGGAAGGAGAAGAAGUAAAAAAUAUGAAUGUAAAUAUGUAAUUUAGUACCGAAGGCAAAUAAACAUAAUAUACCUAAUAUAGGAAAACCAAUAUUACUAUUUCCUUAAAACACGUCUGAAGACUAUUUUUUAUGAUUAGACAUGUUUCGGAGCCCCGUGACUUCAGUUGUUGCCCAAAAAAUCUACAGUUCAGUCUUAUUAACUUUUCCAUCAAAUGGAAAAUGUGUUCAAUAUGAUUUCUUAAAAAAAUCUAAAAAAAAUACUAGUUCUUUUUAAGUCUUUUAAGCUUAAAAGGAACAAAAUAUAAUAAUCUAACACUCGGAUGUCUUUUUGAGGUUAAGUUGAUCGAUAGUUGAUCACGAUUUUUAUUUUGAUAAAAAAGCAAAUUAGUAUUCGUUGGUAUAUUAUAAACUAAUAAAAAUUACAAAUAUUUUGGUAUUUAUUCUUUUGCAAAGUCGACAAGACAAAAGAUUUAUUAAUAAGUUAAAGCUCAAUUAAUAAAAUAUAAUUUUAAUGGUUUAUUUGUAAAUAUUUUGAUAACUUACAUUGUAAUUGUGCUGAACCCAAACUGAUAACACCAACAAAAAAUACAGUUAAUAAAAACGACUUCAUUUUUUCAAUUUUAUUGACUGUAUUAUUUAUUACGACUUAAAAUGACAAAUGUUCUCUUUUUGAAUUUACGAAAAAUAACCGUAGUAUGCACUAGUCUGCCUUUACACUCACUGGUGUAGAAGGUUGACUAUAUAAAUUGACAAUAAACGAAAAACAACAAAUUGAGCGUAAAUAUAUUCUUUUGCGCACAGCACCAACACGAGAUUAUCUAAAAGUUCGCCACUCGAUUCAACAUGACGAUCAACACUCAACUCUAAACACUGUAUUGGCAAUGGCCACUGCAAGUUAAACAGAGAUGGAAUAAUAGACUUUGGAAUGCCUCGUCUCUUCUCUUCCCGCAAACUUGAUAGAUAGCCCCUGACAAAGCACUUUCUUUAUUCAUUACAUGGGAAAUUUCCAUGCGCACGGCACUGAUACCCGAUGCGCACGUCUUUUUAAAAUUGGUUAUCGAGUAUAUCUGUCUGCGUAGUGGUUUAUAUUCAGAAACUCCGUGUUAAAUUUUGUUGUUCGUGAUUACGCUGGCGAGAUACCAGGGAUCAUGAAGGUUUUCGUUAUUUUGUCCUUAUUUUGCGUUGCGGCUAUAGCCGAUGACUACUGUUAUCAAGAUGUGGUUGGUGCUUGCAGUAAAACAGCAAAUAAACAUUAUUCGGCAGUAUUGAAUUGUUCUGCUAAAUAUGGAGCCAUCGAAAAAGUACAACCGGCACUUCAACAGUACAUUAACCAUCACUUCGUCCGUUCGUUCGAGUAUCUUUUAAUGUCCACCCAUUUCGCUAACUACCAAAAGAACAGGGCUGGGUUCGAAAAACUCUUCCGUGAGUUGUCCGAUAACAAAUGGCAUGAAGGUAUCGAAAUGAUAAAGUACCUUGACAGUAGAGGUGGUGAAAUGGACUUCAAUAGAAUCGCCGAGGAUGUUGCGAAAGAAGAAGAAAAAGAACGUAGUUUUGAAUUGUACGAGCUUGCCGCUGUUGCUAGGGCUUUAGACACCGAGAAGAAAAUGGCGCUGGAAGCGAAUUCUAUUCACAGCGAAGCCACCAGGAAGAACAUCAACUUCCACGAUCCUGAGAUUUCCGACUACAUUGAAAAAGAAGUGGUUCACAAAGAAAAGGAUCUUAUCAGAAAGUUGGCUGGAUAUGCCACUGACUUGACAAACUUACUUAAUAAGCAAGAUAGUUCUUUGUCAUUGUUCCUAUUCGAUGAAUAUCUUCAAAAUAAUAAACUGUUUUAGAUAUUCUUUUUUAAUGUAAUUUCCUAAGGAGACUUCAUCUUUUGAUUAAAAUACUUUAUUUUGUAGAAUUAUUAAUAAAUUGAUUUAAAAGGCUGUUUGUAUAUAAUGUAAUAAAAAAUUAUACUGUGUAAUA
Molecule: messenger RNA, 3823 nt
Organism: Psylliodes chrysocephalus
Lineage: Eukaryota; Metazoa; Arthropoda; Insecta; Coleoptera; Chrysomelidae
Source: the annotation of a GenBank genome assembly